GCGCACCAGUGUCUCGUGACGGAGGCGGCUUGGCGUCACUCUUUCCCGUCUGGAGUCUGACGCAUUCCUCCAGCCAAUAAGCUCAUGUAGCACUUUAACGCUCAAGACCGCUGUGGAGGGAGGAUUUCUUCAAAUAAACAUGGCAGAUGUUGUCGAAGGAGACUGCACUCGUUCCGCUGCCCCUUGCGCUCCACAUUCGUCGGCUCGUAACGGAUCCGGCAUGAGCUCUGGGACGUGCGCCGGUGGGCACGUCACGACCACGGUCGCCUCCGGGCCUCGGCUGGUCCGCAUAGUCAAAUCGGACUCGGGCUACGGUUUCAACGUCCGCGGGCAAGUGAGCGAAGGAGGGCAGCUGAGGAGCAUUAACGGUGAACUUUACGCCCCGUUGCAGCACGUAAGCGCCGUGUUACCGGGCGGCGCUGCGGACCGAGCCGGAAUCUCAAAGGGCGACCGUAUUCUUGAAGUGAAUGGGGUAAAUGUGGAAGGAGCCACUCACAAGCAAGUGGUAGAUCUCAUCCGAGCAGGAGAAAAAGAGUUGGUCUUGGCCGUCCUGUCGGUCCCCCAGCCAGAGACAGACAGCCUUGAUCCAGGGGACGAUGGCUCGUCUCAGUCUUGCUACGACUACAGCGACAAGCAGGCCGUGCCCAUUUCUGUGCCCACUUACAAACAUGUAGAGCAGAACGGGGAGAAGUUUGUAGUGUACAACGUGUACAUGGCAGGCAGACAGUUGUGCUCCAAGCGUUAUCGCGAGUUUGCCAUCUUACAUCAGAAUCUGAAGAGGGAAUUUGCAAACUUUGCAUUUCCCAAGCUGCCAGGGAAAUGGCCUUUCUCCCUUUCUGAGCAACAGCUAGACGCUCGCAGACGAGGGCUUGAGGAGUACCUGGAAAAAGUAUGUUCUGUUCGGGUUAUUGGGGAGAGUGACAUUAUGCAGGAAUUUUUGUCAGAGUCAGACGAGAACUAUAAUGGUGUUUCUGAUGUGGAACUGAGAAUAGCAAUGCCAGACAAAACUACAGUUACUGUCCGGGUGCGAAAGAAUUGCACAACAGACCAGGUCUAUCAGGCUGUGGUAACAAAGAUUGGAAUGGACAGCAUUACUGCAAGUUAUUUUGCUCUAUUUGAGGUCAUUAACCACUCAUUUGCACGUAAGCUUGCCCCUAAUGAAUUUCCUCAUAAGCUUUAUGUGCAGAAUUACACAUCUGCUAUUCCAGGCACCUGCCUCACACUACGCAAGUGGCUCUUCACCACAGAAGAAGAGUUUUUGCUCAAUGACAAUGAACUGGCCAUCAGCUAUUGCUUUCAUCAGGCUCUGGAUGAUGUAAAAAGGGGAUUCAUCAAAGUUGGGGAGAAAUCCUACCAGCUCCAAAAGCUUAAUGAACAAAGGAAAAUGACUAUGUAUUUAAGUAUUCUAAGGACAUGUGAGGGCUACAAUGAGAUCACUUUUCCUCACUGCUCCUGCGACUCGCGAAGGAAAGGUCACGUCAUCACGGCGAUAAGCAUCCUUCACUUCAAACUUCACGCUUGCACUGAAGAUGGCACUCUAGAGAAUCAGGUGAUUGCAUUCGAAUGGUCAGAAAUGCAGAGAUGGGACACGGAUGAAGAGGGAAUGGCUUUCUGCUUCGAGUAUGCACGAGGAGAGAAGAAACCUCGCUGGGUCAAGAUCUUUACUCCAUAUUUCAACUACAUGCACGAGUGCUAUGAGAGAGUCUUCUGUGAGCUGAAAUGGAGGAAAGAGGUUGAAGAGGAGGCCACGGACAAGGACAACAAGAACUGCAGUAAAGAUGGUAUGUGCGGUAAGAAUAUCUUCCAGCUGUUGAGAGACAGAAGGGAUGGAGGCACAUGAAUAAAGAGAUAAUCUCCUCUUGACUUCUUAAAUACACACAAAUACACUCAUAGCUGCACACACAACUAAAAAAAGACCAUUUCAUAUUAGUCACAUGUGGCUUAAGACAUCUGCUCUACCAUAGUAUCACACAUCAUAGAUUCAUACAUAAAUACUUCAAAACACAGGAACUGACACAACCACAGUACAGUAAUGAGAACAAGUUAAGACUUUCAGCAUCAUUCCACCGGACUGGACGGAUAUGUUGGACAUAUUAAAGGUGACAACCACCAGAAGGCCAGGAUGGAAGACUGGAAGAAAUAGGAAAAAGACUGUGAUGUCGCUACUCCAGGAGACUGACCAUAAUUCAGUGGAAUGAUGUCUGAUCGACCCUGAUGGUUAACGUGGCACCAGCAUUAUGAAUGGUCCAGGUGACUAAUUUAUAUGUCAUGUGACUGGUCACAAGACAAGCGUUUACAGACCUAAGUUGAAACAAAUGUGAGAUUUGAAUUGUGCGGCUGGGGAACAUGGCUAAAUCAGAAGAGAAUGCAAACCUCAGCAGUCUAACCUAUACGUUAUCGUGACACUAACACACGCACAUAUACCUGUGAGGGUGAAGAUGCUUUUCCAGAAUGUAUCUGUAAAAAACAAGGAAAAACCAUUACUACAUUUUCCACUUGGACAAUCAGAGUGGAAGAGGAAAAAAGAAAAAGCCUUUAUAGCCAACAAAAGAGGGUAAGAGAGACAGAUCAAUACUUUCCAUGCUUUUCAACACUAAUUUGUCUCGCUAUUGACACUAUCGGUAGUGGAUACAGAUUUUUAGCCCUUUAGCUGAGGUUUUUCACUUUUUCUCAUCUGGCUUUUUUAGUUUUCCAAAACAGUAUUUGUUUUUAUUAGCGGCCCCAAAUGGAAUUUGCAUGUGGAAAGGGUUUAAAUGAGGUAAGGCGUGUUGACUGAUAUAAAAGUACUAUGCUCUUAUUUAUAAGUAAAAGCAUGAUCAAAUCAGCCCAUAUAUUAAGUAAACGAACAGUUAGGUUAUAUGGGAGACAUAAUAAUGAGACUUCUGCAGAGUUUUUUGCAGGUGCAGAUUUUUUGUGGGCUUGGCCGUUGCUCUGAAACAUCUGCCUGCUAAUGUGUAGGUGCUCUGAACUUAAAUGACUUGAGUUAUAUUAACAGUGUUAUAAAUGUGAAGCACUAAAUUGAAAGUUGUGAAUAUUGGGCUGGGUGGUAUGAUUUCUGGGCUGUCACGCCCUCAUCUAGCAGUAGAUGGCUCUGGCGGUCAUUUUAAAAUGUUUUACUUUUUUCCAUUUUACUUAUUGUAGCGCAGGCGCAUACAAACCUGUCACCCCGAAACAUGACUUGUUUUGCACUUUUUAUUUGAUGUAUGUAUGAGUUUGUUUGUUAAAAAACUGACAUGUAAUUUUCUGUCUGCACUGUUGAACUUUCCUGUGAGGUUUCUGUGUCGUCAUGUUUAUUAACUUUGACUAUAAUAGGCAUACUGAAAAAGCAAUCAUUUAGGAAUAAAAUGACCUGUAAUCCAGUGUAAAUUAUGCUGGUAAUAGUGGGAACACAAAAUUGUGGAAAGUCUCGGCCUAACAACACGCCCUAAAUGAUUUUUUUUGUCAUUUGUAUGGUUUGUCAUGGACUUUAGGCAAACUUUCUUCUGUCUGUGUGUAUCGCUCCCCCUCUUUCAUCCUUUAUCAUACUCUCUUGUCGGUUUGCUCUGGUUGUGUUCUUUUUUUUGACUGAAACUUUAAUUUAUUUGAAUAUGAUAUUACACAAAUAUCUCUGUGUACAGUAUUUUCAGCCGUGUGAGUUUUUGAGUAAACUUUUCAAAUAAGGCACAAAAAGUACAUUAACAAAGCAAGGUCUAGUAUGAAAUCAACUAAACAAUGUAGGAUGCAUACUGCAAAAAAGACCAACAGUAUAUUGGGAAGGUUUAAAGUAGAAACCUUCAAUUGACAUUGACAAAACAAUGUUAAAGCAUUUGAUAAUUGGUCAUAGCAUUAUAAUAAAAUGUAACAUAUUCUUUUAAAUAAAUUGAUUUAUUGACUUGA
This is a messenger RNA of Misgurnus anguillicaudatus (oriental weatherfish), 3876 nucleotides long. RefSeq names its product sorting nexin 27b (gene snx27b). The record is from RefSeq and is a predicted model, not a curated record. Gene Ontology annotation, molecular function: phosphatidylinositol-3-phosphate binding; protein binding. NCBI's taxonomy places the organism in Eukaryota, Metazoa, Chordata, Actinopteri, Cypriniformes, Cobitidae. Gene Ontology annotation, biological process: signal transduction; intracellular protein transport; endocytic recycling. Gene Ontology annotation, cellular component: early endosome.